Molecule: messenger RNA, 2650 nt
Organism: Paramecium pentaurelia
Lineage: Eukaryota; Ciliophora; Oligohymenophorea; Peniculida; Parameciidae
Source: the annotation of a GenBank genome assembly
AUGCUUGUCAAAUUCAUAUUAACAUCAACUCUAGCAAUAAUAAUAUUUGCUUUAUAAAAAAGAGUUGAUCCAAUGGUUACAAGAUUUAUAAAAUUAGUUUGUGAAAUAGUAUCAAUCACUUAAUUAAUAUCAUAUGACGAAUGGAGUAGUCUAGCCAUACUUUCAUUAAUUUUCGAUAAGGGAAUUUUAACAUAAAGACAUGAAAAUUAUCAUUAUUUAUUUGAUUAUCUCAUACUUAAGGUUUUAAGUUUAAUUUUUAUUUCACUUUAUUGGAGCAAUUAGGUUUUUAUCAUAAUUAUAUGUAAUACUAUUGUACUUGAGAGUUAUUAAAUUAUUCUCCUAUAUACUAAAAAUAGGCAAAGAUAAAAAUAUAAAUUAGGAGGUAAAUUAAAAAGAAAAUCUGUUGAGAGUUAGAAAAUAAUAAGUGAUAAUAAAAUAUAAGGAGAAAAUUAAAUCUAAAAUGAUAUUAUAAUUAAUAAUCAUGGUGAUAUUAUUAUAGAUAAUUUAAUUAAUAAUGAAGAUCUUUGGAUUAAAAGAAUGCAUGCUAUACCAAUCUCAAUUAUAAUACUUAAUAAAAAAUCUUUGGCUAUUAAAUUUAAAAAUGAAACAGCCAAAAAAAAUUUUAAUACUUUAUGUUAUAAUGAUAAUGAAAUUAAUGAUUUAAUAAUGAAUAAAUUGGAAUUCACAAUUUUAGAAGAUAGUUUAGAAAUGUUAAAAAAUUCAAGUAAUAAUAUAGUAAGAAAACAAUUUUUUAAUAAACCUGUUAAUUAAUCAUGUUCAAGUUAAUUUGAUAUUGAAAAUCUAAAAAAAUAAACACUUUAACAAAUUUCAUUAAAUUUUAUUGGAGGAUCUUAUUAAAAUAUUAUGAAACCUUUUACAAAUUCUAUUGAUUUAUAUUGUCAUCAAGUUUUAGAUUCUUAAUAAUUUUAGAUUAAUGGAACAAUAUUCUCAAGUAAUGAAGAUGAUGAAUUAACAAUCAUUUUAUCAGAUAUAUCUAAAUAAAUGUAAUUGUAAUAAUUCAUUGUAAAAGAUGAAUUUUAAAAGAAAGUAAAUUAUAAUUUAUAUUUUAGGUUAUAGAAUCACUCUCUCAUGAACUUAAGACACCUUUAAAUAGUUCAAUAAAUUUUAUUAAAUCUGCAAUAGCCAAUGAAUAAUUACCCUUAUCUAUUAAGAAAUAAUGUUUGGAACCUGCAUCAAUCGCUUUAUAAUUAUAAUCAUAUAUAAUCAAUGAUGUUAUAGACUUUUCAUAAUUCUAUAAUAAUAGUUUAGAUGUUUGUGUAAAAGAAUUUGAGAUCAAAGAUGUUAUUAGCGAAAUUACAAGCAUUUUUAAUUUAUAAUUCUAAUAAAAAGGUUUAAAUUUUGUAAUAGAUCUAACUAAAAAUACAUAAACUUAUAUGUCUACUGAUUAUAAUCGAUUAAUGUAAAUCUUAGUAAAUGUUAUUUAAAAUUCCUUAAAAUAUACAUAUACAGGUGGUGCAAUUCUUAAAAUUAAAAAUUUAGAAGAUGAUUCAAUUUAAUUUUCUGUUUCUGAUACAGGUAUAGGAAUUAAAUAAGAAAUUACAAAGAAAUUGAAUACCUAUGUUAAUUAAGUUGAUAAUUUGAGAUAUUUUUCAAAAUUGAAAUCUUGGAAUGGAAUAGGAUUAUUGAUUUCAAGUAUUUUAUUACAUUAAUUAAAUCCAUCAUUAUCAGAAACUUUUCAAAUCAAAUCAAAAUUAUAAAAAGGAACUAAAUUCAAAUUUAAAAUAAGAUAAGUUUUAAUUGAUGAAAUUAACAAUAACAUUGAUGAUUUAACAAAAAAAAAAUCUGUAAAAUUUAGAAGAAAUUCACGAUAAAAUUAAUAAAAUAAUCUUGUUGGAACAGUUAUAUAUGUUAAUGAACAUGCUUUAGUUUCUUAAAAUCUUGGAUUAUAUAGUACACAAAAAAGUACUUUACAUAAAUUACUUAAAGGAACUUCUGAAAAUGAUCAAGAUUCUAUAGAAUCUGGGGAUUAAUUAUAAAAUCUAUCCAAUCAAUACAUAUAAUUAGAGAAUUAACAACACAAUUUCAUACUUAAUAUUAAAGAUAAUAAAAAGUAGAGUGGAUCUUUUGAGUAACUAUCAAUGAAAUCAUCAUAAAUGAAGUAAAUCUUAUUUUUUAAAUUAGAUCAAAAAUAUUAAGUUUUACAUAAUUGAAAAUGAUGGAAAGGUAAAGUAAUGAUUCUGCCUUACACAAUUUUAAGAAGAAACUUAAAUGUAAGUGUAGAAAAAUAAUGUCUGUGGAUGAUGAAAUUUUUAAUUAAAAUUCUAUCAAAUUGUUAAUAGAAAGAUAUGGUUUUGAAAUGAUCAUUGUAAGAAUGUAUUCAUAAUUUAAGGCUUAUAAUGGUUAAGAGGCAAUUACAAAAAUAUAACAAUUAUAAAAAUGCUCAAAGGAAUGUGAACUUUUGAAUCUUAUUUUAAUGGAUUAUUCAAUGCCAAUCAUGAAUGGUAUUGAAUGUACUAUUUAAUUAAAGAGAAUGAUGAAAGAGAAAAUAAUCCCUUACAUCAAUAUAAUAGGAUUAACUGCAUUUACAAGUAAAUUAGACAUCGAAAGCUGUUUAAAUGCUGGAAUGUAUGAAGUACUUUUUAAACCUUUAAAGCUCAAUGAUUUCUGUGAGCUACUAACAUUAUUAUGA